AUGGCGGAGCCACUCAAUCAUUUCGAUAGAUCAAAUAAUGCCUCCCAGAUGCAGAGCCGGGGAGGUUGUCAAAGGAGGAGAGGAAAGCGGAGCGGAGCGGCUGAGGAGAAAUUAUUGGCAGCGUAUGCUAGAAUAUGCAUUGAGCCUCUAGUGUCCGUGGUUGUGCUUAUGCUUCCGUCUUGGAUCAUGCAAGGUGCCGCGGACGCGGUGAAGCUGUGA
Molecule: messenger RNA, 219 nt
Organism: Pseudocercospora fijiensis CIRAD86
Lineage: Eukaryota; Fungi; Ascomycota; Dothideomycetes; Mycosphaerellales; Mycosphaerellaceae
Exons: 2
Coding region: 1-219 (72 amino acids)
Source: RefSeq, a predicted model, not a curated record